This is a messenger RNA of Zingiber officinale, 3800 nucleotides long. RefSeq names its product spastin-like. The record is from RefSeq and is a predicted model, not a curated record. The coding region runs from base 492 to 3467 and encodes 991 amino acids. Gene Ontology annotation, molecular function: ATP hydrolysis activity; ATP binding. Gene Ontology annotation, cellular component: mitochondrial outer membrane. NCBI's taxonomy places the organism in Eukaryota, Viridiplantae, Streptophyta, Magnoliopsida, Zingiberales, Zingiberaceae. The transcript has 23 exons.
AUGAUAUACAACCGCACGAUUUGCCGAUGAAGCAGCGGUAAGUCGGUCGGACUGCUGCUGACCUCCUCAGACGUAACCUAAACUUUCUACCGUUACCCGACGAUCGCAUGCCCCUUCUCCUACCUCUCUCAGGCCGCCGUCUCCCGUCUCUCUGCUUUGAGUUCAGCAAGUACUUUGAGCUUGUUGGUUGUUUUCCUUGCGUUUCUUGAUCCUCACUGGGCCUAUUUUAUACAUGCGUUGCACGAGCCAUUUAUAAUUGUGUAAGUUGGGUUGUCAAUGUGACGAGGAAACUUUUGUCAUUUUGGAAAACAAGAAAUUUAUGUUUAUUUGGCAAACGUUUCUAUUCUACUUAGUAAGGAUGACCUACUAUGUUUAUUUAUGUAUUUUUGAAUUUCCAUGUUCAGGUUUCGUCCCCAGAGCUUUUGAUUAAUAUUGAUGUACAAUAGAGUUUGUGAUCACAUUUAGGUUUGUACCCAUAGAAUAACAUCACAAUGUUUUCAAGGAGAUUAAAAUUUAGCAUACACAAACAGGGUUCUUUAGGACAAGAAUAUUGGUAUUUGUUCAGGUUAAUAAGAAGGUGUAAUGACAGAUGUAACAUUUGUACCUAUCCACUACUGAGUGAUUCUUUUGUUAGACGGUUUAGCUCAGUUUCACUUCCUGACACAACUUCGCUUUCCUCAUGGAGAAGAGAGGUCAGAAUAAGCAAUAAGCUUAGUCCUAGCAUGCCAUAUGCAUGUUGUAGAUUUUACAGUUCUGAAGGCGAUGGAAAUAAUGCCAGCAGGGGCAAACAUGUGCCUGUUAAAAGUGCCACUAGCUUUGAUAAGGAAAAAGUGAGCAAGGAAGAGUCUAUUUCUGUUUCACGUCGCCAUGCUGAACAUGCUUGGCUUGGGGAACAGGACCAACUUGAUUGGCUUAGCUGUGAGAAAAUGUCAAUUGAUAGUCAAAUCAAAGAAUCCCUUUUUCUAACUAAGCGACAGCGAUUCAAGAAUGAAUUCAUGAGGAGGGUUGUUCCAUGGGAAAAAAUCAAGGUGUCAUGGGAUAAGUUCCCGUAUCAUAUUCGGGAGCACACAAAAAAUUUGUUGGUUGAAUGUGCUGCUUCUCAUCUGAGACACAAAAAAUUUGCAUUGUCUUAUGGUGCUCGGCUGAUUUCUUCAACUGGAAGGAUACUGUUACAGGGUUUUCCAGGAACUGAGCUCCUGAGAGAAAGAAUGGUAAGAGCUCUAGCUCGGGAUUUGCAGGUCCCACUACUGGUGCUCGACAGCAAUAUUCUCACUCCAUAUGACUUUGGUCAAGAAUUUGCUUCUGAAAGGGAAACAGAUGAUAGUCAUGUGGAAUCAGGAGAAGAAUGCACAUCUGAGUCUGAUGCUGAAGAUGAAAAUGCAGAAAGCAAUGAUGAAUGGACUAGUAGUAAUGAAAACAGAUCAAGUGAAAGUGAUAGCGAUGAUAUACCAGCUUCUGUUGAGACUUUCGAGAAGCUUGAACCACGUAGCCUUGAGGAAUUUGCAAAGAGAGUUGCUGGAGAAGUCGAGAGUGCCUCUACAUCAAAAGAUUCAGGUGCUGCUACACCACCUGAACAAUCAAAAAGGCCACUUAGUAAAGGAGAUCGUGUGAAGUAUGUUGGUGCUUCGGUUCAAGUCAAUUGCGGGUCUCUAUCCACUGGAAAACGUGGAGAAGUGUAUGAGAUCAAUGGUGACCAGGUGGCUGUUAUUUUUGACAAUGCUGAAAGCAAAGUGGAGGAACUAAAUGUUUAUGUUGCUAAGGAAGAAGAUGCAAAACCAUCUAUUUAUUGGAUUAACAUUCAGGAUCUUGUGCACGACCUUGAUGCUCAGGCAGCAGACUGGUACAUAGCUAUGGAGUCACUUUGUGAGAUUUUGCCAUCUCUACAACCAAUUAUUCUUUACUUUCCAGACUGUUCCCCGUGGUUGUCACGGGCAGUUCCUAAGUCUAACCGAAAAGAGUUUAUCAAGAAGGUGGAAGAAAUGCUUCAAGUAAUUCCAGGUCCUGUUGUUUUCAUCUGUGGUCAAAACAUAAUGGAAUCAGGGUUUAAGGAGAAGGAAAAUCUGCCCCUUACAUUGAAGCGGGUAGCUGAGGGAUUGGGAGUCAGCAAAUCAUUGAAUGAAAAAGACAUAUACAGACUAUUUACUAAUACUCUAUACAUCCAUCCACCUGAGGAAGACGAACAACUUAGAAUAUUUAACAAAAAGAUUGAAGAGGACCGGAGAAUUAUUAUAUCAAGGAACAAUCUUAUUGAACUGCAUAAGGUGCUAGGAGAGCAUCAAUUGUCAUGCACGUAUCUUUUGCAUGUAAAGACUGAUGGUGUGUUCUUAACAAAGCAGAAAGCUGAGAAAGUCAUUGGUUGGGCUAAGAGUCACUAUCUAUCCUCAUCUCUUCUACCCACUGUAAAAGGUGAUAGGUUGAUGAUACCUUCCGGAAGUUUGGACAUUGCAAUUGCAAGAUUAAAGGACGAGGAGUCAAUUUUAAAAAAAAACUCUGAGAGUCUAGUGACAAUUACCAAAGAUGAAUUUGAGAAAAAUUUUGUCUCAGCAUUAAUUCCCCCAGAUGAAAUAGGUGUGAGGUUUGAUGAUGUCGGUGCUCUUGAAGAUGUGAAGAGGACAUUGAAUGAACUUGUCUCACUGCCUAUGCGGAGACCUGAACUUUUUUCUCAUGGCAAUCUCUUACGACCUUGCAAGGGAGUCCUUCUCUUUGGCCCUCCUGGAACGGGUAAAACUCUUCUUGCAAAAGCACUUGCAACAGAGGCUGGGGCAAAUUUUAUCAACAUAACGAGUUCAUCACUUACAUCAAAGUGGUUUGGUGAUGCUGAGAAGCUUACUAAGGCUCUUUUCUCUUUUGCCAGCCGGCUCACACCUGUGAUCAUAUUCAUUGAUGAGGUUGAUAGUCUACUCGGAGCUCGAGGUGGCACUUUUGAACAUGAAGCAACAAGAAGAAUCAGAAAUGAAUUUAUGGCAGCUUGGGAUGGACUAAAGACCAAGGACAGCCAGAGGAUCCUAGUCCUUGCUGCUACAAAUCGUCCAUUUGAUUUGGAUGAUGCAGUAAUACGUCGCUUGCCAAGAAGGAUUUAUAUUGGUCUUCCUGAUGCAGAUAAUAGGACAAAAAUACUUAAGGUACUUCUUGCUCGAGAGAAUCUGGAACCUGACUUCAGAUUUGAUAAACUUGCCAUUGCUACUGAUGGGUAUUCAGGAAGCGAUUUGAAGAAUCUGUGCAUAGCAGCUGCUUAUAGGCCAGUUGAAGAACUUUUGGAAGCAGAAAAGGAGAGAGGUCAAAGUGUUGUUAUGCCUUCUUUAAGACUGUUGCAGUUGGAUGAUUUUAUCAAAGCAAAAUCUAAGGUUGGUGCCUCAAUUGCAUACGAUGCUACCAGUAUGAAUGAACUAAGACAAUGGAAUGAUCAAUAUGGAGAAGGUGGGAGCCGAGCAAGAUCACCUUUUGGGUUUGGGAACAGUGGACGAUGAAAAAACAGGCUUCUGAUCUCUUACACCAAAAUUUUGGUUGUAUAAUUAUCCUUAGUCUAUUGAUAACCAGCCAUCCCAAUAGAUUAAAGAAUCCCAUAUUCAACUCGCCCUUCUUUCUUCGGUAUGAUUGUUUCGUAAUGCUGGGGCCUGGGGUAGCGCAUAUAGUUCUUAUUUAGAUGGAGCUCUUUUUUCUCCAACAAGCAGCAACGAAGCAUCAUGUAUAUAGAAGGCCUUUUGUCUCAUAUAACUUAAAUCUUUAUUUUCUUUACUUUCCAUUUGAAAUUUAAAAAGGCUACAAGGAAUUUAUAUUCCAAGAACUUCUGAUCCUUCCCA